CUAAAACCUUGUAAAGUAAUCUAUACUCCCUCCUUUUCGGUACUGGUGAUGAAGAUGCCCAUGGAAACUGAGGAUAUUUGGAUUAAUUGGCAGCCCCUCUAUGGGUACAGGAAAACAUCAUAAAUUUUGGAGGUGAUCCAGGCUCUGUCACCAUUGCUGGAUAGUCUGCAGGAGGAAUCAGUGUUUCUGCCCUUGUCCUGUCUCCUCUGCCACAGAGUCUGUUCCAUAGGGCUAUCUCAGAGAGUGGAGUUGUAGCCAGAACUCUGAUAACUGACCAUCCUGAAAAACAAGCCAAAAGAAUUGCAACUGUGGCUGGCUGUGAAAAAUCUGAUUCAGCUACAAUGGUUCAGUGCUUAAGAGAAAAAACAGAGGACGAGAUGGUAAACAUAACUCUAAAAAUGGCAGCAUGCUCCUCCUGAGCUUGUUCAUCUAGUAUAUGAUGAGUAUGUAAAGAAGUGUGAGAAUGGUUUCCUUGAGGCAUUGGGAGAUCCAAUAUUUGUUUUUCCAGAUAUUGAAAAAGCCAGAUAUCACAGAGAUGCCGGUAAUCCAGUGUACUUUUAUGAAGUUCAGCAUCAACCAAGUUCAACUAAAUAUACAAGGCCAAACUUUGUAAAAGCAGAUCAUCCAGAUGACAUUGGCUUUGCACUUGGAAAGCCCUUCUUGGCAGGACGCGGUGCCCUCCGUGCGCCUGGGCUGCCCCGGCUGCGGGGUCUGCGGCGCCGCGCUGCUGCACCUGGUGCAGGUGUACUGUCCCCUGGAGGCGUCCCCCUACCACCGCGUCGCCAACGUCUUCGCCUGUGCCGGGAAGGGCUGCUGGGGAAAGCCGCAGAGCUGGAAGGUGCUGCGCUCCCAGUGUUUGCAGGCAGAAGACAAGGAAGCACGAGAUCGGAGUUUAAAGCAGAAACAGGAAUCUAACUUUGCUGCAAGUGAUUGGUGUGAAGAAGCAGAUGACUGGGGGGUCUGUGAUGAAGCAGAAUCUCCUGCGUACACAUCCCUUCAGCUGCUUGGCUUAAAUGAAGUGAUGAUGAGCAACUCCUUGUCCAGAGAGGUGGAGUGUGCAUCCCAGUUCCAGCAGCUUCGCUUGUCUGAAGCUAAAGAUGUGUCGGGUCCCCUGAGUAUUCGUGCUCCUGUCAGGGAAGGAACAGUAGCGGCUAGUUCAGCUCCUGUGUUCCAGCCCUAUUACAUUAGCGUUGUGGAUGAGGAGGACUACACUGGUUUCAUUGAUACAGAUCAUGCAGAUAAGCUAUUAAAGGAGUAUCAGCAGAGAGAGGGUGUUGAUUUGGAACAGUUGAUGUCAGAAAGUUUUGCAGGUGAAAGUGACAAUGAAAAAUAUGAGAAGAGUGAAGUCAAAAGCAGGGAUCACACAUUCCAUAAAUUUAUGAAAAGAAUAUCUGUCUGUCAUGAACAGAUUUUAAGAUACUCCUGGGGGGGACAGCCUUUAUUCAUAACGUGUCCUCCAGCCAACAUUAACAAAGGUAUCCCAGCCUGCAGUAACUGUGGAAGUAACAGAGUAUUUGAAUUUCAACUUAUGCCAGCACUUGUCAGCAUGCUCCAGAGUGAUACAGAUCUAUCAGUGGAAUUUGGAACUGUUAUAGUUUACACGUGUGAGAGGAGCUGUUGGCCAACAAAUCAUCAAACCCCUCUUGAAGAAUUUAUUUUUGUACAAGAAGACCCAGAUCAGAAAUUAUUUAAAUAAAAUGUAUUUCUCCACA
Dromaius novaehollandiae (emu) is the source of this 1712-nucleotide messenger RNA. RefSeq names its product programmed cell death 2 like (gene PDCD2L). The transcript is spliced from 11 exons. The coding region runs from base 629 to 1696 and encodes 355 amino acids. The record is from RefSeq and is a predicted model, not a curated record. NCBI's taxonomy places the organism in Eukaryota, Metazoa, Chordata, Aves, Casuariiformes, Dromaiidae. Gene Ontology annotation, biological process: apoptotic process. Gene Ontology annotation, cellular component: cytoplasm.